This is a messenger RNA of Raphanus sativus (radish), 2035 nucleotides long. RefSeq lists its product as uncharacterized. Gene Ontology annotation, biological process: transport. Lineage: Eukaryota; Viridiplantae; Streptophyta; Magnoliopsida; Brassicales; Brassicaceae. The coding region runs from base 424 to 1698 and encodes 424 amino acids. The record is from RefSeq and is a predicted model, not a curated record. Gene Ontology annotation, molecular function: transporter activity. The transcript has 7 exons.
CCUUAAUCUCUCCGCGUUUUCUUCUUCUUCUUCUUCUUCUUCUUCGCCUCGACUGCUUGCUUUAUCCACUGAGACAAAAAAUUUGAAUUUGCACAACAUCCUCGAAGUUUCCUCCUUUCCUCUUCCUGAUCAGAUAUAGCGUAAAACCCAGAUCACAAAAAUCCCGGAAAAAACUAUACCUAACGUAGAUCUUUGUCCUUAAUCCAUCUCUCUCUCGCUUUCUAAUUGCGUCUACGAUUCUUCUUUCGCCCCUUCAAGGUACGCUCUUGUCGAUUGCGUUUCAAUCACUCUCAGAUUCAACAACAACAACAACCACCCCACUUAGCUCAAAAGUCUAAAUCCUUGUGGAUUUAGGGUUUCCUUAAAGCUCCGAUCUUUAUCUCUUCUGGGGGCAAUUUCAGAUCCUUCUUAAGCUCCUCCGUAAUGGCGGCGGAUUUGCUACCUGUUUACCUCAUUAUAUUGGCGUUUCUAUGCACUGUCGGAGCCAUUGCUCUGGCCUUGUUCCAUAUCUACAAACACCUCUUGAACUACACUGAACCCAUUUAUCAGAGAUAUAUUGUUCGCAUUGUCUUCAUGGUCCCGGUCUAUGCCUUGAUGUCAUUCUUGGCUCUCGUCUUGCCCAAAACCUCCAUUUAUUUUAACUCUAUCCGAGAAGUUUACGAAGCGUGGGUGAUUUACAACUUUCUAUCGUUGUGCUUGGCUUGGGUUGGAGGCCCAGGUUCAGUUGUUAUAAGUUUAACUGGCCGCUCUUUGAAGCCAUCAUGGCAUCUCAUGACUUGUUGCUUCCCACCUCUACCACUAGACGGGCGUUUUAUUCGACGGUGCAAGCAAGGUUGUCUGCAGUUUGUAAUUCUUAAGCCAAUCCUAGUCGCUGUCACACUCGUGCUUUAUGCAAAAGGGAAAUACAAGGAUGGAAAUUUUAGCCCCAAUCAAUCCUAUCUCUAUCUUACCAUCAUCUAUACCAUAUCAUACACAGUAGCUUUGUAUGCGCUGGUCCUCUUUUAUGUGGCUUGCAAAGAUCUCCUAAAGCCGUUCAACCCAGUCCCCAAGUUUGUGAUUAUUAAGUCUGUUGUCUUUCUAACCUAUUGGCAGGGUGUUCUGGUUUUUCUGUUUGCUAAAUCUGGAUUUAUAAGGGAUGAAGAAGAGGCAGCGCUCUUUCAGAAUUUUAUAAUAUGUGUGGAGAUGCUUAUUGCUGCAGCUGCACAUUUCUAUGCAUUUCCGUACAAGGAAUAUGAAGGUGCCAAUGUUGGAGGAGCUCACAGUUUCUCAGCUAGUCUAGCUCAUGCUGUUCAACUAAAUGAUUUCUACCAUGAUACUGUUCACCAGUUUGCACCUGCGUAUCACGAUUAUGUGCUCUACAACCAUAACGAUGGUGGUGAGGAAGGGACGACCAAGUAUCGAGUACGAACAUUUGUGCCAACUGGUCAAGAAAUGGAUGCUGUCAGAAAGAACAAACACAUGUUUGGACACAAGAUAGAGGGUGUUUCGCCCUCCAGUCACUCUUCCUCUGGAACUAGCACACCGAAAGCUUCGGGUGCAGCUUCUGAUCGUGCACGCCCUGAGACCAUGAAAUCUUCUUUGUUGGUGGACGCUUCGGACUCUGCUUCCACGAUGUAUGACAUGUCGCUCAUGGACAUCGAUAUAUCGAGCUACCCAAGUAAAGUACCUUCUGCAAAUGUAAGUGGAGGACCUAGAUAGUGAGGAGGGAGAUUAUGCACCGUUAACAGUAACAACAGUGUUUAGAUUCAGGAGUCUCUCUCAAGUGUGUUGUUAUAACAUGAAAAUGUUAAUUGGAGAUGGAGAUUUUAACUUGUUCUUCUGAUGAAGUCAUCCACUGGUCGUCACAGCUUAGUUCUUGUUUGUUACUAACUUCGCUAUCUUUUCGUUUUGUAGAUAUAAAAUGAUUACACAAUCUCAAAAGUUGUGAGACAUUUGGUGUGCAAUUAGAAAGAGUUAGAUAAUGUUUGGAGCUGUUAGGCCAUCUCUUUUUUUAUGUUUCUUUCAUACUGCAAAUAAUAUUAUCGACUUUUUGUUU